Molecule: messenger RNA, 4828 nt
Organism: Aplysia californica (California sea hare)
Lineage: Eukaryota; Metazoa; Mollusca; Gastropoda; Aplysiida; Aplysiidae
Product: BTB/POZ domain-containing protein 17
Molecular function (GO): protein binding
Source: RefSeq, a predicted model, not a curated record
UCAACAUAGAAAGGCUUAUCUUAGAGGAGCUCCUAAAAGGAUUAAGAUAUGAGAAAGUCUUACUGUAAUUUGGAAUUCGGAUGAACCUCGGCUAAAAUGGCAGGUGCAGGUGAAAUCAUAAUCAGCAAUGCUAGUGGCCUUUCAUUUAGGCUACAGAGUCUUUACCAAAGUGGUGACAUGUGUGAUAUUCAAAUAAAUGUAGGGAAAAAAACAUUUCAAGCCCACAAACUUAUCCUGUGUGCUAGCAGUGAUGUUUUUAAAACAAUGCUGACCAGUGUGAGAUGGACUGAGGCUAACAAGCAGUCCAUCGUCCUCGUAGAAGACCGUUCCUGUGAAACUAUUUUUGACAGGUUCCUUCACUAUAUCUAUUCUGGAGAACUAUUUGUGUCUCAUGCCACUGUUGGUCCACUAUUUAUUUUAGCUGACAAGUACAAUAUCCGGGACUUGAUUCCAUUAUGUCGGAGGUAUAUGCUUGAAAACUUGGAUGCUCCCGUGGAUGAUCUCAGUGUAUUGCAGUGGUGGCAGAUUGCUAAUUUGCACAGAGACUUUGAACUGCAAGAAAAGACGCUCAGCUAUAUUGAACUGAAUUUUAGCAAAGUUAUCCAGACCACAGACUUUUUAAAUGCAAAUGUGCACACACUCAACAUCCUUUUGUCCAGCUCUAGGAUUGUUAUUCCUAACGAACUCAUGUUAUUUUAUGGUCUGAAGCACUGGCUAGAGGCCUACAUUGAAUGUAGCUGUUCAUCUCUCACAGUGAGAGAACUAAAGAAAGUUUUUAAGGAGUUGACACGUCAUAUUCGGUGGCCGAUGAUGACGAAGGAUGAAUUAGAGUGGCUUCAGGAAGACUCUGAUAUGCAGCAGUUCAUAGCCACUUACAGGAACUUUAUGUAUCUCCCAAGUCCUGAAGAUUUAGAACUAGAUUCAACAGAUGAACCUGGCAUUUCUGAUCCAUGGUGCUUUGUUGCUGAGUUUACAGACAGGCAUUGCUUGAAUGUCGAGCCUCGAUGUUCUGCUUCUCCUAAGAGUGACUUGAAGAAAAGGAAACCCAGGAAGAUUGACAACGGCAUCUGUGACAAAAACAGAAGCGCUGCCUCAAGAGUAUAUCUCAGUGACCAUUGGAGUUCAUCGCUAACUGUGUCUGACUUUGCUGCUUUUCCACGCUACGGCACCCGUACAUUCUUCUUUUCUACACCACGGACUGGAUUCAGGAGAGACACUAGUACCCUGGAUUGGGAGGUAGAAGUUCACCCCAAAGGAGUGCAUUUCCAGCCUGCUAUUCUCAUUGGCUUGGAACGAGAUGGCAACAAAGUGGUGGAUGAGACUUUCGUCAACACUGUGAGAGUAUCUGUUAUGUCAAGGUCACCAGCAGAACUUCCCGUGAAGGUCGAGGUGAAUAUUCUUGUGCAAGCAUCGUCUCCUUCAAAUCCUGAUUGCUUAUACAUAGAACGGUGUCGCCGUCAGGUGUGCAUUUUUGACUCUAGCUCCUCACGCCACAAUCUGGAUGACAUCGUUCCCCAGGAAAACAUGGGAGUCUACCUCCAGCCAGAUGUGCACUUUCCUGGACUCGCCGUCUCUCCUACUCUGGCUUUUAGUCUGGGCAUAGUGAUAAGGCCCAUAGACUGAUAAUCUCACAGAGGCGGUUUGUUGUGAGAGAAGGGGUUUUCGUCAAAUGAAAGUUUCCCUUUUUGAUAUUGUGUGAAUACUCACAUGUUACAGGCUAACACCAUAGAAUAGUUUGGGUCACUUUAUAGCUUUUUUGUUCAAAUGUAAUAUCCUAGGAAAAAGUGACACCUUUUCUACAUGCAGAAUGAGUUACUUUUCUUUUGUCUUUGUUGUAUUGAGAGCUUACCUCUUUCUUUUAAAGAAUUUCCCCUUUCUUUUGCAGGGAAUGAAUAAGAACAAAUAUGCUCAAUGACUGAGACAAUGAUUUUUUAGAAUCGCCUUCAGAGGUUCAGUGAACAGAAACAGUCUCUGAGUUUUCAGUCCUUUCUUUCUUUUAUGCUAGUUCUGUUGCCCUCAUGGUGCCAACUCUUUUUCUCAUCUUUGAAGGUUUAUGGUUUUUACUUUUCUGCUGUCUUGUUCUAAAAGCAUGAAGAGAUUUAAGCUCUAUAAUUACAAUCAAAGUAUUUUAUCAUUCAUUAGGGGCCUAUGUACUAGUGCAAGCAAAAAUAAGUAUUGGUUGGCCUCACUGUGACUUAUAAUUUACUGAAAUACCUGUUAUUGUUAUCACCAUUUCAGUAUUAAUAUUAUAUUGUUCCUUGAUUGCUCAACUUUUGUUAUUUUCGCCUCAUGUUACUGUUAGUGAAAUCUAACGUUAAUAUGUUCAUUUUAUCAAUUUUUGGCAUGUGAAAUGUGUUUGCAUCAUGAAGAAAAAUGGCCAGACUAGCUUUAGGCUUAUGAUCUUGGGUCUAUGUCUGGUAUCUGAAUAUUUUUUGUCUAAUGAAUAAAACCUCAAGUACAAUAGUCUUAUCUUGAAUGCACGCCAUACAAAGGCAUGCUCCAUUCAAGCUCAUGCUUUCGUCGUAUGCUUUUUAAAAAACUAUAUGGGACCUACAAUUGCAGUCACUUCCUCGUAACACACUUCGAUCCGUGAAAGAUGCCGACAGGUAAAGCUUGACUAAGGAAAUUUUUGCUACAUCCUACACAGCUUGCGUUAGACAAGUCUAGACAAUCAGAAAUUUGGUGAGACUGCCCCCACGCAGAACAAAGAGAGUGAUAGAGAAUGUCAACCCACCCAACUUGUCCACGGACACGUCUAGGUCUAGGACUGGGUGGAUGAUAUGUUUGAGGGAGGUGGGGGGAGGGGUAUUACUGAAACGUCUUUUGAUUGGCCACUUGAAAUGCAUCCUUGAGAGAAGUAUGUUUCCCACUGGUGUUUAGGUGAUGGUAAUGUUUAAUUAGACCUAUGAAUAUGAUGUGAAAAACUUGUAAAUGCUGUAGAACACUAGAUAGGCCUAUAGCAGAUACAUCAAUUGAUCAGCUACUGUGUUGGCAGAACUUAUAAUGUAUUUGUUCAACGAAGCACUGGAGAAAAGUCUCUCAGAAUGUCUGAUGUCAACAAUGCAUCUGCCGAGUUACAAUAGAUGACAGGUAGUCGGGAAUGAUAGCUUAAAAAGCAGUGUGGCUGAGCACUCUUCCCUAUGACUGUCACCAACAGUUUCCUCUCAUCUGUUCCUGACAGGUUAGUGCACAUCAGUACAGUGAGUUGGUCUCUGCUUUUUUCCUACUCUUAUCCAACGCCUUUUAUAGUCAUAACCGCGAUAGGGGAAUCAUUUUAUGAAAUAAUCCUGUUUCAUCACAUUAUCGGCGAGAUCGACCCCCCAACCAGAGAGAUCACUAAAAUAUCAAAGAAAUGAAAUGGUUGUAUCCCUUUUCCCCUUUGCAAAGGUUCACGUAAACGCACGCCCCGUGUUAACACACAUCUAGGGGCCCUCCCGAGCACUGUUCGUUUAGGCGGAGACUACUGUACUGAUAUAUUACAUAACUUGCAUUGUUUCCUUUCCUUUGUUCGAACAUACUGAUUGCUGCUGCACAGAUGAUGGAUUAGUUAGACCAACUGUUAUAGGUUGGAAGUUUGUGUCCUCUGGCCUUGUGGGCUCAACAUUCUUCUUUUUGAUUUCUAGAAUCCUUUCUCUUCAGCCCAUUGCCAAUUGUAGGCAUCACGUAUUUCACCUUUGAAAUGCCUUGUUCUGUGUCUAAUAUAGCUUUGCGCUACAACAAAAGACCAGGUUACAGCCGGAGUCUAGAUGAAACUUAAUUCUUCUUUCACUUAUACUUCUAGUUUUGAUGUUACUUUGUCCAUAAGCUAUGGGGUCUAUUACAUGUUCAGUUAAAACUCACAGCUGUCUGUCCCAUUUAUGAUAAUAAAAUGAUACAUAAUGUAAUCUCGACAAAAAUACUUCUUUUUUGUUGUUGUGAUCUUCAAAAUCCAACAAGAAAAAGAGUCAACUGCGAGUCAUUUUGUUAUUUUUGAUAGCUGAUUCCGAAUUUAAUAUUAUUUUUGCUUCAAUCAAAAAGUUUACAAAUGAAAAUUUUAUCACCAGGGAGCUGCAGACGUGACAGACUGUCUGACUGGCCGAGCUUAACAAAAGGUCUGGCAUUGGGGCUGUCUGCAUCCCGCUGGUGAUAAAAUGCUUUUUUGUAAACGUUUUGAAAAUUAAGUCUUCUCGUAAAAAUAAUGUCAAAUUUGUAAUCAGCUAAUAAAACUAACAAAAUGACUCGCAGAUUACUUUUUUUCCUGCUGGGUUUUGAAGAUCACAAAAAAAGAAGUAAUUUUGUUGAGAUUGCAUCAUGUGUCAUUUUCUUAUCAUAAAGAGGACGGACAACUCUCUGUUUUAACUGAACAUGUAAUACAAGCUUAUCAGUGGCUGUACAAUGUGUCAUGUUCAUAUUUCAGAUUUUAUUGCCUGUAUUUCCUGUUCGAUAACAACAAUAACAUGGCCUGUACUGAUAUGGUAAAUUUUAGAUAUAUAAAUGUAUAUAUAUAUAUAUAGCUUUGCUCAUUGUGUCAGUGACAACUGAUGAAAAUUAUAGCUUUUUGUCAUAAUUUUGUUGUUGUUGAGUUCUCCAUUGUCUCUUGAACUGCAGCAUACCAUGUGAUAUUUCAUUUAAAAGCAUUAUUUUAUGGAUUUACUUUCUGUUUCAAGACUUUCUGAUAUUUCCAUGAAUAUGAGUGGAUAUCACAGCAGAAAAGAAAGCUUGUACAUCUAUUUGUAAAUGUCCACACUUAGUUAAGUUUGGUUGUGGGCUUAUAAAUUAUCAAUAUUUCAACUUGUUUAAUGUACCUAUGAGUGUUGUGAAAGAAUUUACCAAUUGGUUGUCCUAAUGA